AGUCAGUGGUAACUCCUCCUAUGAGAGAACUUUAUUCCCUGUCUUAUAUAGCUUCUAAAAUCAAAAAAGGCUGCGUGAAAAUUUACCAAAUUUAUAAUUAUUGUCACUUUCUCUCUUUUUUUUAAUCACAGAGGAGCUGUGGAGGAGCUGACAGAAUGAACAUCCUCCUCAUCUCCUCACUGCUGGGUGUUUCAGGUGCAGCUGCAUUUGUUCUCCAAGUUGCUACAUCCAAAGAGACUCUGAAGGUCAGUGUGUCCGUGUGGCCUCCAGGGUCAAACAUCUACCUCGAUGGUCCCAUCAUCCUGAAGACUCCUGCCUCUCCUGUAUUUGAGGGCGAUAAAGUGGUCUUGUAUUGUCAGUACUGGAGCGGCAAUCACAGUAAAACAACCUUCUUUAAAAACGGAGCAGAAAUGGUCAAUUCCAGCUCCUCCACUUCAGACAGAGUGAUGAAGAUGACUAUUGAGAAUGUGACACAGGAAGACGAAGGCUUCUACAAGUGUGCGUCUCAGGACGGAAAGAUGGAGAGUCCAGAGAGCUGGUUAUCAGUGAGACCUGAUCCAGGCAACUUCACAUCAACUGAUGGGACAGCAGCCUCCACUAACGGCUCCUGGACGUGGAUCAUUGUUUCAUGUGGGAUUGUACUUCUCUUACUCAUUCCUCUAACUAUUUGGCUAGUUCGUCACUACAGGUGUUGGCCGUUUUCCAAAGAGGAUCUUCCAGAAGUGGAGCUUCCUGCAACCAAGCUGGACGUGACAGAAGUGCAGUGGGACCUGUCCUGGAUGGAGAUGUCCAAUCUGUUGGAUAAGCAGUUAUAUCCUGGCCCUUAAAGGACCACUCUCACCUGAGGAAGCAUUUAGAAAACAGUAAAUGAGCUAGUUCAGGCAGCGCUGCUUCCAACACGACGUAAGAACAAUUUACGAACAAGAACCCUUACUUGGCCUAUUGCUUUUUUAAAAUGUAUGUCAAUGACCUGUCCUCGGUUUGUAAAGAUCUCUAUGUUUCGUAUAGUUUCACACAAUUACACACUACAAAUGUAAUUCUUACAAAAUGUAAACACAGAAUUGGUGCAAAUCUUUAAAUAGUUUCUGAUGAACAAAUUUAACCUUAAAAAGCUUCAUAAUAUGAUGAACCAAUCAAAAUAGAAAGAGUAUUCAACACAGCUGUUUAAUAAUUUCCGAUAAAAACAAGAAGUACCCUAAAGAUUCAGCACAGAUAUUUAUAAAUAAUCUUAAAAUUAAGUUUAUUUUACAGGUUUAGCUUUUUAGAUGGAAAAUCUUACUGGGAAAAUCCACAAAAUAUUUGUAAAAAAAACCCCUUAAUGAACAGUUGGAAUAUUGAGGGAAGUUUGUUAGCUGACCUACCGUACUUGUUAUUAACUGUUUUACCUUUUAAUUUAUCCAAUAUAUUAAAGCUGAAGUAGGCAGAUUGGAGCAAAUAUGAUUAAAAAAAGUUAUUUUUAUAAAACGCUAUAUCGUGACAGUAGAACAUGAAACAGGUAACCUGA
Sebastes umbrosus (honeycomb rockfish) is the source of this 1504-nucleotide messenger RNA. RefSeq lists its product as uncharacterized. Gene Ontology annotation, molecular function: transmembrane signaling receptor activity. The transcript has 7 exons. The record is from RefSeq and is a predicted model, not a curated record. Lineage: Eukaryota; Metazoa; Chordata; Actinopteri; Perciformes; Sebastidae. Bases 156 to 827 code for a protein of 223 amino acids. Gene Ontology annotation, biological process: cell surface receptor signaling pathway.